This is a messenger RNA of Fibroporia radiculosa, 1632 nucleotides long. RefSeq lists its product as uncharacterized. The transcript is spliced from 6 exons. The record is from RefSeq and is a predicted model, not a curated record. Bases 1 to 1632 code for a protein of 543 amino acids. NCBI's taxonomy places the organism in Eukaryota, Fungi, Basidiomycota, Agaricomycetes, Polyporales, Fibroporiaceae. Gene Ontology annotation, molecular function: ubiquitin protein ligase activity. Gene Ontology annotation, biological process: protein ubiquitination.
AUGUGUCGAGUGCUGACGGGCCGCUACCGCGAGAAACGGGGGCGGAUAAAUCGACCAUCAACGCAGUUAAUGUUUUGGCAGAAUGUAUGCCUUCAGGGCGGAGUCUCACAUCCUUGCUGGGAUGAGGGGAAGCAAGGAGACGUCGAAGUUGGCUUGCUGAGUUGGUCGCCUCCUCAACUUCCCGAAUCAGGCGGACUCCCUCAGCACGUGAUGCGCGACGCGCUCACCUCCGCAGACGUCAGGCGCCCGCCGCCUGUUCCAUCCAAAGCAUCCCGGCGCAAUCCACCCCGCCCUGUGCCCGACGCGCUCUCGCAAGGGCGUCGCAUAAAUCGCAAAUCGCAAAAUACGCACCCUGCCACACCGCUCUCCCCCAUGGCGCUCUCCAGGGCCGCAAGUCGGCAAGAGGCUGAACAACAUGGAUUUGCCAGAGGGAAGAAGAGAGCGUUGGAGGCAAUGCCUAGCGAGGCUCGACCGAGUGAUGUAAGCGCGUCUACAACGUCUAGCCGUCGGUCGCCUUCCCCUUCCCCUACAUCCGUGCAAGCACCCUUGAAGAAGCAGAAACGCGCAGAGACGAGGACAUGUCCUGUGUGUGGGGAGGCCAUACCUGUCCGACUACUAGCCAAGCACUCCGACCUGGAGAUGGCCCGAGUAGAGGAGAUCAUGAAACAGGUUGGGUCUGUGGAGGUGCUUGCUGACGCGGAACCAGAUGACGGACUCACCUCGCGUUCACGGCGGUCGAGUAGACGGGGCUCAGGUCUUUCGCAGUCGAAUACAUCCUUCGCAUCCUCCUCCAAAGUGACCGUCGAGCAUAUUGCCAAGACCAUUCGUACUUUACGGAGUCACCGCAAACAGCGACACGCGAGGCUCCGCGAGUUGACCCGGGAGGAAGACGAUGGUCCUGAAUGGUGGGGUAGUAGAGGCGAAGUAAGAAACGGGACGACGUGUCCGGUGUGCGGAAAGGUCGUUCCUGGAGAUGUAGAUGUCGUCGAGGCUCAUGUUGACUCUUGCCUGGCACACGCGAAGAUCACAGAGGGACAACAGCAGAGAGGUGCCGGUAGGUGCCCGCAGACGGAUGAUGACUUGGACGUAGAUGUGGAAGGGGAUAUGAUUGAGAGCGUUACCGCAGGCGUCAGCUUCAGAGGGACAGGUUUUGAUAUUCGAGAUCGCAGUCAGCGAGAUAUCGACGACGACGUAGAUAUUGACGGAGAAGAUGAUGCGGUAUUUGGUGCUGCGCAGUUUUCAGAAACGGACGUCAUUCCUCUUGCGACGGAAUCCCGCGAACAGGAUGCGGAAGCUGACGACGUGAAUGGCGAUGCCACUGGCACCCCUGAUGGGCAUACACAUGAGCCUAAAGUGAAUGGUGACGACGCAACAUCCUUGUCAAGCCUGGUAGCCGAGGGUAAAGUAGUGCGACGAAGAGUGAGUACAGUGGAAGAUGUGAAACGCACUAUGGACGAGGUCAUGGGAGUUGGCGAGACGGAAGAGGUUGAGCGCACGGUCCAGAAAGCACGCAGAUACGGCGAUAAAGCCGCGCUGAUCGACGCUCUAGAAGCAAAGAUCAGCUUACUAAGCCCACCGUUUCGACAGGGUGUUGGCAUACUUGCUGUCGUGAAUGCUGGCUUCGUUGCUUAG